This is a messenger RNA of Zingiber officinale, 6918 nucleotides long. RefSeq names its product E3 ubiquitin-protein ligase PRT6-like. The record is from RefSeq and is a predicted model, not a curated record. Gene Ontology annotation, molecular function: ubiquitin protein ligase activity; zinc ion binding. Gene Ontology annotation, cellular component: cytoplasm; ubiquitin ligase complex. The coding region runs from base 367 to 6588 and encodes 2073 amino acids. NCBI's taxonomy places the organism in Eukaryota, Viridiplantae, Streptophyta, Magnoliopsida, Zingiberales, Zingiberaceae. Gene Ontology annotation, biological process: protein ubiquitination; ubiquitin-dependent protein catabolic process via the N-end rule pathway. The transcript is spliced from 18 exons.
GGCGGCUCAGAGACAACCGGUCCGGCCGUACUCUGUUAACCUCGCUCCCACCCUCACCGCCUCUCUCUCUUUCUCGUCUCUCUGUUGGUCGACAAUCGGAUUCCACGACGCCUGCAGAGUCUGCCGCGAGGGGGCUUGGUUGAGGUUCUCCGUCCUCGAUUGGCCACAGAUGAUCGCCUUCGGAGUCGAGCAAGUAAGACAAGGCGGAAACAUUGGGGCUUCUCGUGAUCUCGCCGUCGCCGGGCCCGUUUGAUCUCGAUUAGGUAUCUUCAACACCCUAUUUCCGAGCUCCCUCCGACGUAAGCAACCCUGGGGAGAGGGAGCUCGCCGUCGAGCCCCUGGAGUUGCGCCGAUUGGCUUCGGCUCAUGGCCGGCAUGGAACUUGAUGCUCAACCGGGCAGGUCGCCCCGUCUGUCCCCUAGGGAUCGCAUCGUACAGAGGCUUUCCGCCAAAGGUGUUCCGCAUGAGGUUCUCGAACAGUUUGAAAUGGGGCUUAGAUUGUUUAUCAAUGAUAAUCCAGCUAUGGUUCCCGAACUGGUUUCUGCCAUAUUACCAACAGAGGCUGAUGUAUUUGAGCUGCAAAAGUUGUCAAAGAUGCUUCCUGGAGGACCAUCUAAUGAAACUGAUAUUACUGAUUUAUUUACUGAUGAAAGUAAUGUCACUGAUUUCUUUACUGAGAGCAUGCUGUGGUUGGGCUGGCUCAUGUUUGGGGAUGAACCAGAGUCAUAUCUUGAGAAAUUGGCAAAGAAAGCUGGUGGCCAGCGGGCUGUGUGUGGAGCUGUUUGGGGUCAUAAUGACUUAGCAUAUCGCUGCCGCACUUGCGAGAAUGAUCCAACCUGUGCCAUUUGUGUUCCAUGUUUUCUGAAUGGCAAUCACAAAGAUCAUGAUUAUUCAAUUAUUUAUACUGGCGGGGGGUGUUGUGACUGUGGAGAUGAGACAGCCUGGAAAAGUGAAGGUUUUUGUUCGGAGCAUAGAGGAAUUAGACAGUUUCAACCUCUUCCAGAGGAGCUGGCAAAUUCAAUCAGGCCUGUUCUGGAUUCUCUUUUUUUCUUAUGGAAGAGUAAGUUAACCCUUGCAGAGAAGUCGAGGCCAAAUGAAUAUAACAAGUCUGAUAUCUCUCCAGCAAUGGGGAAUAGUCUGUCUUCAGCAGUUGUUAAAAUGUUGCUACACUUUUGUGAAUGUAGUGAAAGCCUUCUUAGCUUCACAUCCAUUAGAAUGUUUCAGUGCACUGGUUUACUUGAUAUUCUUGUGAGAGCUGAAAGGCUCUUGCAUAAGAGUGUUGUGAAAAGGCUCCAUGAAUUGCUUCUAAAAUUGCUUGGGGAACCCAUUUUCAAGUAUGAAUUUGCUAAAGUUUUCAUGAAAUAUUAUCCUGUUGCUGUAAAUGAAAUGACAAUAGGGGGUACUGACAUGAGUAAUGACACCAUGUCUGAGAAAUAUCCAUUGCUAUCAACUUUCUCUGUGCAAAUAUUCACAGUGCCCACAUUGAUGACACGACUUGUACAAGAGGUAAACUUGCUAGGUGUACUUUUGGAAUGUUUGAGGGACCUGUUGUUCUUCUGUGUUGGCGAUGAUGGUCAUGUGCAGGCAAACAAGGGGGUAAUGGACUUAAUGAUUCGUUUGGUUGAAGACAUGCGUUUUGUCCUCAGCCAUGAAGAGGUUCUCGUACAUGUAACUUAUGAGCAGCCUGAUAUUUCAAGGGCUUGGUUGAAACUUUUGACUCUGGUACAAGGCAUGAAUCCUCAUAAACGAGUCACAAGUACUUCUACAGAUGAUGAAUAUGAAAAUAUUUCUACAGCCUUUUUGCUGGGCCAUCUUAUUGGUAAUGUUAGUAAUCUUUUAGUCCAAGGAGCAUUUUCUACUUCCAAAGCCAAACAAGGCAAGGAUACUUCUCUUAAUUGCUCUGGUUCUCAAGGGUUAGAUGAUAAUGAAGGUUAUCGUCAUUCAAAAAUAGGAAGAACUUCACGAGAGAGCUCUGUUUUCAGAACAAAUAGGAGUGGUCAACUGGAUUGCUUAUCCAAAUAUAGCUAUGCAAAGAUGGAUGGUAUUGGUCACCAAUCUAUUCCGCCACCUGCUAUUCAAUUGAUUUCCGAAUGCCUUAAGUCAAUUGAUGGUUGGUUGUGUCUUGCAAGGAACAUUUCACAUAAUAAUGAUGAUUCUAGUUGCAGUUGUUUUAAUAGUUUAAGAAAAAAGGUAUUCAGGUUAAAGAAGGGUGCAAAUAAUUACAAGGUUUGCAGGACUUCUGUGACCAGGCAAGGAAUUCAUGUGCAUCAACAGCUCUCUCUUGAGCAUUCGGAGAGGUUUGAUUCAAUGGAUACUGACAUGUCUGCAGAUGACACCUCUUCAAGUAGACUUUCAGAUAACAUUACAGAGGGAGAUGCAAUUCCAGAUGCUGAAGCAUUUGGCAUGUUGAAUGUGAUAGAUUGGCCUGACAUAAUGUAUGAUGUUAGUUCACAGGGUAUAUCAUUUCACAUUCCUUUGCAUUGCUUGCUUUCAUUGAUAUUGCGCAAAGCAAUGGAGGAUUCCUAUGGUGAGACCCAGAAGCCAGUGAAGACAAGCAGUGGCUUUUUACUUCCUUCAUCAGUUUGCAGUCAUGAUUUUUUUGGACAGUUUUUGGGUGGGUCUCAACCUUGUGGGUUUUCUGCUUUUUUGAUGGAACAUCCACUUCGAUUACGCGUAUUUUGUGCUCAAGUUCGUGCUGGAAUGUGGCGCAGGAGUGCAGAUACAGCCAUAUGGUUGUCUGAGUUUUAUCGUGCUGGCCAGUGGAUUAAUCAAGGUUUAGAGUGUGAUCUUUUUUUGCUGCAAUGCUGUGCUGCAUUAGCUCCUCCAGAACUGUUUGUCAGGAGAAUCCAAGAGAGAUUUGGACUGUCAAAUUAUACAUCUUUGAAUAUUUCAGAAUACAAUGAGUAUGAACCAGCCCUGGUGAAUGAAAUGCUUACUCUUAUUCUCCAAAUUGUUAAAGAGCGCUGUUUCUCUGGUCUUUCUACUGUUGACCACUUGAAAAGAGAGGUAAUUUAUAAACUUGCUGUUGGUGAUGCUACUCAUAGCCAGGUGCAGAAAGCUCUUCCUCGUGAUCUUUCAAAAAGCGAUCAAGUUCAGAACAUUUUGGAUACACUUGCCACUUAUUCAAAUCCAUCUGGCAUGAAACAGGGCAAAUAUUCUCUUCGGCGUGCUUAUUGGAAUGAGCUAGAUCUUUAUCAUCCUCGCUGGAAUUAUAGGGACCUGCAAAUAGCAGAGGAGAGAUAUUUUCGAUUCUGCAAAGUUUCUGCUCGGAAUGUCCAGCUACCUCGAUGGACAAAUACUUAUCCUCCCUUAGCAACUAUUUCUGGAAUAGCCACAUCAAAAACAGUCCUUGAAAUUGUCCGUGCAGUCUUUUUUUAUGCUGCCUUUACAGAUGUUUCACUGAUGUCUCGUGCUCCUGACGGGGUUCUUAUAACAGCACUUCACUUACUUUCUUUGGCAUUAGAUAUUUGCUGCUCACUUGGUAAUGCAUCUACUUCUAAUUUCUUUUCUGAUGAUGGUUCGUUCAUGGAAGUUUCACAUAAUCAGGAAGAUUUGCCUCCCUUGUUGACUCAUGCUACUGAUGUACUUGAUAUCACUUCUCUACCCGAGUCGGAAUUAUGGAAGAACCAAAACAUGCUAUCCUUGCUAGUUUUAUUGAUGAGGAAAUAUAAGGAUGAAGGUGAUAAGGAUUACUCUGAAAUGAGACAUUGUAACAUUUCGUCACUUAUUGAGACUUUAUUAAAGAAAUUUGCUGAGCUAAGCAGUGAUUGCUUGAUUUUUCUCCAAAAGUUAGCACCUGAAGUGGUCUGCCAGACACUGAAGCAACCUGCACAAGUCCCUCCUGAGAUUUUGACAUCAUCUUCUGAUGUUGUAGAGAGACGUGCAAAAGCUCGAGAGCGACAAGCUGCUAUAAUGGAAAAAAUGAGAGCCGAACAAUCAAGAUUUAUUGCCAAUCUGGAGUCUCACAAUGAAGGAGAUACAUCUAAAGAGGAAAAGCUCAAUCUAGAGGAUAUUGCUGAUGUAGAAUCAGAAAUUGUUUGCUCCCUUUGUCGGGAUCCACAUUCCCAGAGUCCUUUAUGUUUUCUGAUCCUUCUCCAGAGAUCUCGUCUUACAACUUUUAUCGAGAAAGGUCCGCCUUCUUGGGAAGAUGUUUGUUGGGAAAAUAAAAUUCAGUCAGGUGACAGAGAACAUUCUGAUGAUUCUUCUGGUUCUGAUUCAAAUAGUAUGGUACAGUUAAAUGAGAAUUUUAUUGUUCAAUCUCCCUUUGACCUGGAACCUGUAGAAGUUGUUACAUUACUUGGCUCUCUAGAAGAACAACUUCCUGAUAUGAGAAAAAUCCACACACUUAAUAUGUUCCCUGGUACUGGUAGAGAAGAUUCCGUACCACUUGAGAAAUUGGAGGAUGAUAUCUACCUUUCUGUUAUACAGAACAUCCUCAAUUCUAAAUCUAAUCCAGCUGAUCUUGUUAGGGAACAGACAUAUUUAAACAAGGAUACUGCAGUCAAUUCAAAAAAAGAUAGAAUGUCAGAGUUUUUUUUGCUUGGGGAGUGUGUUGUACGACUUUUGAGAGAGUCAAAGCAGAACCACUCCUCCAUCUAUGGUCUCCAACGCAUUGCAAAUUUAUCAUCAAGGUCAAUUGCUCCAAGUAUUCCAAUUAAUGGAUUUGGUCCAUGUGAUUGUGAUGGAAUUCAUAUUUCUUCUUGUGGGCAUGCUGUGCAUCAUGAAUGUCAUGAUAGGUAUCUAUCAUCUUUGAAACAAAGAUAUAAUAGGCGACUUGGCUUUGAAGGAAUUCACAUCGUGAAACCUGACGUGGGUGAGUUACUUUGUCCAGUGUGCCGGAGUUUUGCUAACUCCAUCCUCCCAGCAUCCACUGGCAUAUCUAAGAUAUUUUCUACAAGGAGAACAUCUAUAUUCAGCAAUUCAACAUCAAAUGACUUUCCUUCAGUGUCAUUGGAUACCAACUGUUCCAAUCUACACAUUCUUCUUGCACUAUCUCUUCUUCAAAAUGCAGCAAAGAUGGUUGGAGAGAGCAGAGUUUUGAAAGUUCUAUCUGGAACUCAAAUUCAACCAAUAAAUUCAGCUUUGGAUCCUGCCCUUAAAAAAUUGUUUAUGCUUUACUAUCCACUUGGCUAUGAUAGUUUGUCAGAAGCUGGUAGGUAUAGUCAUUUGUUGAUUCUUUGGGACACACUUAGGUACUCUAUUACGUCCACAGAAAUUGCUGCUCGUGCAAAGUUGAAUGCAUAUUCAGUUCCACCUUCUUUGGAAUCUUUGAAUGAAGAACUUCAUUCUUCUAGUCACUAUGUGAUGUCUAUUUUGCUUCACAUUGCCCAGUCCAUUCGCAGCUAUAAUUCUUUUGAUGUUCUUCUGCGGUUUAGCAGUCUUCAACUUUUAGCAGGGUCUAUUUGUUCUGGUUUGUCAGGCGACAAUUACUUGUCUAAUGGAGAGAGAUCAAAAGACAAACCUUCUCUGUUUGAAUGUUCUCACAAUGGAGACACUUUUCCUGACGUCCAAUUCUGGAAACGUGCUGCUGAUCCUAUACUCGCUCAUGAUCCAUUUUCUUCACUCAUGUGGGUUCUUUUCUGCCUCCCAAUGCCAUUUAUAUGCUCAAGAGAAUAUUUCAUUGCUCUUGUGCAUCUAUUUUAUGUUAUUUGCGUUGUUCAGUCUACUAUUGCAUGCUAUGGCAAACAAGGUUUUGAUAUAUCAAGUUUUGGUGGCCAUUUUGGUAAUAUCUGCAAGAUGAUGACUGAAUCUCAGUCUGUCAGACAAUUUUUUGUUUCCAACUAUGUCGAUGAACUUUGUGAUCCAAAGAAUAUGAUACGGAGACUUACAUUUCCUUAUCUCCGUAGAUGUGCAUUACUUUGGAAUCUACUAGACUCUUCUACAUUAGCUCCAUCAUUUGACAGUCACAUAAGAGAAAGAUCAUACCUUUGUUUAAAAGAUGCCGAUUUAGAUAUUGAUGACCAACUUAAAGUAGAGCUGAGCAGGAUAGGGGAAUUGGAAGACAUGUUCAAGAUUUGCUCAUUGGAAUCAGUUCUCAAGGAUGAAGUUGUCCAUGCAUUAGCUUUGAAAUGGUGUGAACACUUCCAGAAGGAGUUUAGAGUUCGUAAGUACAGAGGCAUUUUAGCUGUCACUCCUGCUGUCCCCUUUAAACUGAUGGAGCUUCCAUUCAUUUAUCAGGAUCUACUACAAAGGUACAUAAAAGUGCCAUGCUCUAGUUGCAAGUUUGUCCCAGAGGAGCCAGCAUUGUGCUUGCUUUGUGGUACAUUAUGUUCUCUAAGCAAGAAAUCUUGCCGCUGCAGGCUGGGUAAUUGUUCAAAUCAUGCAAUGAUUUGUGGAGCCGGUAUCGGUGUAUUCUUGUUGGUGCGGCGUACAAUAAUCUUUCUACAAAGGUCAACACGUCAAGCCUUUUGGCCAUCUCCUUAUCUGGAUGCAUUUGGGGAAGAGGAUCAUGACAUGUCCAGAGGAAAGCCUUUGUACCUUAGCAAGGAGCGCUAUGCAGCUCUUACAUAUUUGGUAGCAUCUCAUGGGCUGGAUAGGAGUUCUGAAGUGCUCAGACAAACAAGCAUCAACUUAAAUGGCCUCGAAUAGGAUUUUCUGGGGAGUUUACAUGAUUGCAGCAGGUGGUACAUUCUUUGCCUUUCAUGUAUUUGGACCAUCAGACUAGUUGCCCUGCUGAAAGUUUGGUGACAAGGUCAGUUUGCUGUGUUCCACCAUUCCCAAAUGUUUGGUCUGCAGUUCAAGCAGGCACGUAUCGAGGAUCCUGUGUAUAUGGUAUUAUCCUAAGCAGCUCUUUUGCCUUGUAAAUUAAGUCACAUUGUCUGUCAUUGUAUAUAGACCAUUGAUCCGUAAGAAAAAAAUAAUGAUAAAAAGAAUGUUUGCUUGAGUAAUGUCAUGUUGAUAAAGUUUCGGCUUCCUAUU